Prorocentrum cordatum is the source of this 2629-nucleotide messenger RNA. The record is from the annotation of a GenBank genome assembly. NCBI's taxonomy places the organism in Eukaryota, Dinophyceae, Prorocentrales, Prorocentraceae.
AUGGGGGGGGAGCAGGAGAGCGAGCCUGCCGUUGGGGAGGCCCCGCAGGAGGCGGAGCAGGAGCGCCAGGCGCAGCAGAAGGAGCUGGAGGGCGUCAUCGGGGAGCGCGACAUCCUGGGCGCGCAGCUGAUCCGGCGGAACGAGGAGCUGGCGCUGCUCUACGAGAAGAUCAAGAUCCAGCAGAGCACCCUGCAGAAGGGGGAGAUCCAGUACAACGAUCGGCUCCGGGAGGUGGAGCGCCUGCGCGGCGAGAUCCGCAAGACGAAGGCCGACGUGGCGCUCGCGCGGACGCAGGUCACCAACGUUGACGGCCUGAAGCGUGAGGUUCACCACCUCAGCAAGACGCUGCUGCGCGAGGAAGCCAAGCUGAAGGCGCUGCAGGAGGAGAUGGCCAAUCCGAUGAACGUGCACCGUUGGCGCGAGCUGGAGGGGUCGGACCCCCAAACGUACGAGAUGAUCCAGAAGGUGAAGUCGUUGCAGAAGCUGCUGAUAUCCAAAACAGAGGAGGUGGUAGAGAAGGAUUCGCUGAUUCAGGAGAAGGAGAAGCUCUACGUCCAGCUCAAGAGCAUCAUCGCCAGGCAGCCGGGGCCCGAGGUCGCCGAGCAGCUGGCCUGGUACAGCCAGAACCUGAAGGACAAGACCCGGCACAUGAAGCAGAUGGCGGAGGAGCUCGAGUCCUACCACAUGCGGGUCGGGGUCCUGAAGGAUGAGAUCGACAGGCACAACAAGGACCUGUCGUCCAUCAAGCAGGCCUACUUCCAGAGGCAGACGUCCGCCGAGGUCGGCCCCGCCGCCGCCGCGGUGCCGGCGGGCUCCAUGCGCGAGGUGAAGAAGGUGGCCCUCGAGGUCUUCGGCGAGGAGGGCCAGGAGGUCCUCGACUCCUACACCCGCAGGAUCGAGGAGGUGCGGUCCAAGCAGUUCCGGCUGCAGCUCGGCGUGAGCGUGGGUGCGCUGGACGUGACCCUGUCCGACUCGAUCGUGCCCGUGAUGAGGCUCCGCGUGCAGAUGCUGCCGCCAGGGCCGGACAAGCCGGCGCUCACGAUGGAGAAGCUGAAGAGCCCGUACCUCCUGACCGUGGCCGUACCCGUGGGCACGCUCGAGAUGGACAUCCGAUGGGCCUGGCUCACGAUCGAGCGGACGGUCAAGGCCGACGACGAGACGGCCACGCGCGUGUCGGUGGUCGGGCACGAGCCCGUCCUGCUGAACUUCACGCCCACGGCGGUGCGCCCGCGGCGCACCGCGGGCUGGAUACUGCCGCUCUUCGUGGACAGCCUCUCCGGGCCCGAGGAGGACCCACCGCAGGAGGCGGCGCCGGCACGGCCCAUGGUCCCGACGAAGUCCGUGGACUCCCUGGCGGCGUCCGUCCGCACCGCGCAGUCCCGCGCCGACCUGUCGGGGGGCGCAGCAGACGCGGUGAAGUACCGGGUGGUCAACCUGUGCCAGCAAACGUUGGCGCCCUCCCGCGGGGACAAGCAGCAGGUCGCCUCCCGCAACAUCGAGCUGGAGGCAGACAUCGCGUCCUUCGCGAAGGACCUCUUCGGCAGCGCAGUGGGUAAUCAUGGUCGUCUGCCGGGUUUGACGUGGAAGUUGGCCCUGGCGCCCGAUAUGCGCAGGGGCGCCAGGCCGGCGAGUCGAUCCGCGCUGCUCUAUCAUGGCGGCGCGCAGCUCGAGCUGUCCGCUCGCAACGCGUGGGUCGACGCGGCGGGUGCCAGUCGCCGCCUCGGAGGCGACGCCGGGACUAUGGCCAUGGCGGCCUGGAACGCCGCGAGGCCAGUUCUGGCGAGUGCGCCAUCUCAGCGCGAAUGGAUCUGCAGCGAGUCUUACUGGCGCUGCUCUGCGUGUCUCCGCAUCAAUUUCCAGCGCCGCUUCAGGGCUCAUGUGACCCGCAUCGCAAAGAAACUGGUGACGUCGGUGUUCCGUGGAGGCGGUCUACGGGCAGUAAUGUGGAAUGCAGAGGAGCGGAUGAGGACCCGUUGCCCUCAGGUGCCGCCCACGGGCGCGGGGUGGCAGUCCCUGGACGCGCUGGUGCUGCCGAGCUUCGCCACCGCCCUCGCGGCGAGGACGCUGGGCUGGGGCAGCGACGACGCGGGGCGGCCCCUCGGCUUCUCCGAGCCCCUCUCGCUGGAGCGCGCCAACGCCGUCACCAUCCCCGGCAGCGGCCUGGUCGCGGAGCUGCUCACGCCCAGCCCCUCGCACCGGUUGCUGCUCCUGGCCACGCCGCUGCGGGUGCACAACCAGACGGACCUGGCGCUGCACCUGCGGUUCCACGCGGAGGGGGGCGACGGCCUCCCGCUGCAGCUGGACGGCCUCGCCCAGGCGCCGGCCUGCAACGCCACGUUCCUGGGCCACCCGUUGCCUGCGUACGACGUGGCCAGCCAGCACUCGGACGCGCCCGCGCCCGCCCCCCGGGACGACGAGCACGCCCUGGUGCUGCAGCCGCACGCCGUCGCCUGCGUGCCCCCCGGCGCCCUGAUGCGGAGGCACCAGGCGGCCCCCUGGAGUGGGCAUCGCUCGGAUCACCUGGGCGGCGCGUCGUGGGGGGCGAGGAGGCCAAAGGGUCCUCCUCCUCCUUCUCCUCCUCCUCUUCCGCCUCCUCCUCUGCCGCUUCCUCCUCCUCCUCCUCCUCCUC